Messenger RNA from Salvelinus sp. IW2-2015, 4586 nucleotides. RefSeq names its product minichromosome maintenance 9 homologous recombination repair factor (gene mcm9). Gene Ontology annotation, biological process: double-strand break repair via homologous recombination. Bases 664 to 4344 code for a protein of 1226 amino acids. Gene Ontology annotation, cellular component: nucleus; MCM complex. The transcript is spliced from 12 exons. The record is from RefSeq and is a predicted model, not a curated record. NCBI's taxonomy places the organism in Eukaryota, Metazoa, Chordata, Actinopteri, Salmoniformes, Salmonidae. Gene Ontology annotation, molecular function: ATP hydrolysis activity; single-stranded DNA binding; single-stranded DNA helicase activity.
GUUAUAUUGUUUGCUAAUACAUAUUACAUUUAGAUUUUGGAAUCAUGUGUAGCUGUUGUCAAACUUGCCUCCCUGUUAGCUAGCUGACGUUAGCCAAACAACCAGAUCUGGGCCAUCGCGUUAUGGCAUAGAGCAAUUUUUUUCCAACUUUGUUUAGGUACUGGCUUCAAUAUACUUAAGUUACUCACGAAAGUAAAAACGUUGUUAGGGAUGACAAACAUUUUUCCAUAAAUGCUAGGUCUUGUCCAUACGCGUGCGUCUGAUCUGAAGCGAAUGUAUCUCGUAAAUCUUUGUCGUAGUAGAGCCGACGCAUACGCAUGGACCGCAGCUACUAUUAAUAAAGGAAAUGCAUUCAACUGAAAUGUGUCUUCCGCAUUUAACCCUACCACUGUGAAUCAGAGAGGUGCGGGGGCAGCCUUAAAUUGACAUCCACGUCUUCGGUGCCAGGGAAACAGGUUAACCCCCUUGCUCAGGGGCAGAACGACAGAUUUUUACAUUGUCAGCUCAGGGAUUCGAUCCAGCAACCUUUCGGUUACUGGUCCAACGCUCUAAUAACUACACCAGCCUGAGUUAUCAAAAAUAGUGUCAGCACCACUUCACCUCUGCAACUAAAUUGCUAUUCUUCUUUGUUUGUCAAUCUCUCUGACUUUGCCAUUACUAUUAAUGUCACCUUCAGUUUACAAGCCUGACACUACAGAUGAGCUAAACCAUAUUCACCCCUCCAGAUCCAGGAUGUUGAUCAACCCAGAGCAGGUAGCUAUGAUAGGGCAGGUGUUUGAGGGGUAUGUGACAGAGCACCACAGGAGUGACAUCCUGCAGAUCCUUCAGGAGCCUGAUGAGGAUGCCCACUACCCGGUGGUUAUCAACGCCAUGACACUGUUUGAAGCCAACAUGGAGGUGGGCGACUACUUCAACGCCUACCCCAGCGAGGUCAUCAACAUCUUUGACACCACCCUUCACCGAGCCGCUAAUACAGUGUCAGAGAACUCUACACAGCAAAGGUGGCACAAGGUCAAACACCACCUGCAUGCCCGAAUCACAGGUCUUCCUGUGUGUCCGGAGCUCACCAGGGAGAACAUCCCCAAGUCUCGGGACGCUGGUCACUUCCUGUCCGUCACGGGCACGGUAAUCCGCACCAGUGUGGCCAAGGUUCUGGAGUACGAGAGGGACUACAUGUGCUCUAAGUGCCGUCACGUGUUCUCCCUGCAGGCUGACUUUGAGCAGUACUAUAGCUUUGUUCCCCCUAUCAGCUGCCCCAACCAGGACCUCUGUAACUCCAACAAGUUCACCUGCCUGUCAGGCAGCUCCACCCCGGCAGCCUGCAGGGACUACCAGGAGAUUAAGAUCCAGGAGCAGGCCCAGAGGUUGUCUGUGGGCAGUAUUCCUCGCUCCAUGGUGGUCAUUUUGGAGGAUGAUCUGGUAGACAGCUGUAAAUCAGGUGAUGAUGUUACAGUGUAUGGAGUAGUUCGUCAGCGAUGGAAGCCCCUGUACGACGACGCACGCUGUGAAUUGGAUCUGGUGUUGAAAGCCAAUUUCAUUGAAGUGAACAAUGAGCAGACCAUGGCAGCUCUGGUCCUAGAGGACAUGCAGCAGGAGUUUGAGGAGUUCUGGGACAAUUACAAACAUGACCCUAUAACUGGCAGGAACCAGAUUCUCAUGAGCAUGUGCCCACAAGUGUUUGGAAUGUAUGUAGUUAAGUUAGCUGUUGCCAUGGUGUUAGCAGGUGGGGUGCAAAGAAUAGAUCCUUCUGGAACGAAGGUAAGAGGUGAGUCUCAUCUUCUGCUGGUGGGAGACCCAGGCACAGGGAAGUCUCAGUUUCUGAAGUACGCUGCUAAGAUCACUCCCCGGUCAGUCCUCACUGCUGGGAUCGGCUCCACUACCGCAGGGUUGACGGUGGCAGCAGUGAAGGACUCCGGGGAGUGGCAUCUAGAGGCAGGAGCACUGGUGCUGUCUGAUGGAGGCUUGUGUUGUAUCGACGAGUUCAACAGCAUCAAAGAGCACGACCGCACCAGCAUCCACGAAGCCAUGGAGCAGCAAACCAUCAGUGUGGCCAAGGCAGGCAUGGUGUGUAAACUGAACACCAGGACCACCAUCUUGGCUGCCACCAACCCUAAGGGCCAGUACGACCCAAACGUGCCUAUGUCGGUCAACGUGGCCCUGGCCAGCCCCCUGCUCAGCCGCUUUGACCUGGUCCUGGUCCUACUGGACACCAAGAACCCUGAGUGGGACCGCAUCAUCUCCUCCUUCAUACUGCACAACAAAGGAGUUCCCUGUCAGUCGGAGGAUUCUUUGUGGAGCAUGGAGAAGAUGAAGGCCUACUUUUGCCUGAUCAAGGGGCUGCAGCCGCAUGUGUCUGAGGAGGCCAACUCCAUCCUGUCCCGCUACUACCAGCUGCAGAGGCAGAGCGACAGCAGGAACGCAGCCCGCACCACUAUCCGCAUGCUGGAGAGCCUCAGCCGCCUUGCUGAGGCACACGCCAGGUUGAUGUUUCGAGACACUGUCACUGUGGAGGAUGCUGUUGUUGUUGUCUCUGUCAUGGAGUGCUCUAUGCAGGGGGGCGCUCUCCUGGGAGAUGUGAAUGCUCUUCACACGUCAUUCCCUGACAACCCCAGUCAGCAGUACCAGACACAGUGUCAAAUUGUUCUGGAGGGCCUCCAGAUGCCUCACCUCCUCUACAAGGAGAUGGACAGGCUCUCAAGACUGCAGAAUAAUGGACCAGGCUCCCCUAAAGGAACAGAAAAAGGUUCUCCUCUGCCUGCAAAGCAGCACAGUGAUCUGAGCAGCAGUUAUCAUCACAAGAGUUCUAAAUUUCAGACAAGAGGUCCAAGGCACUCUGACAUCACCACAGACUCAGAGAGUGGACUGGACUGGUUCCACUCACUGGCCGGCCCAGUGGGGGGAGGACAUGCCAGCUCGCCGAUCAUCACAACAUCCACACAACACAACCACAACUCCUUCUCAAAGCAGGCCCGAACCCUGCCAAAACACCCCGCUGUGUCGUUGCCGGGCAACAGCGGUGCUGCACACAAGGAGAGUGGGAGAGCACCUGUGUGCGAUAAGACACCCAGUAUAACUGCGGAGGAGGUGGUAGAGAGCUGUAAGGAGAGCAGUAAAAGCACAGCAUCAGCAGCAGCGGAAGACAGAUCCUGUUCUGUGGUACAAAAGGUGUCCAAGAAGCUGCGAGACAAACGGCUCAGAGCAAUGACUCAUGUUCCCCUUCAGGGAGACAAAGUGGGAGGCAACAUCAGCACCAGCAGAGACCUCAUAGACCAUCUAGAUGUGGUGCAGGCCUUCUCCACAGACUCCCUGCCCUCCCACAGCACACCUGUAGCAGGGAAGAAACGCAACUCAAAAAAGAACAAUGUCCCUUGUAACCUCCCGUCUGGAGACCAGGACCUCUUUGGUACUGUGGGGGCAGGGGGAGAAGAACUGCACUCUAAGUUCACAGGGUUCACAUUUAAACCCAGAGAGAAGAUGACCCACACUGAACCUCUCUGUCCAGAUACUGACAGCUCAGACUUUCACACAGAGAAUAGAGGUCCACCUAGCAGAGCAAAGAUGCAUAACAGAGAAAACCAUAACACAGUUUCUUCAGCUAGAGAGAAAGAGAAAACGGAAAAGAAAAAGAGUGAGAAACAGUGUUACAAAGACAAGCCAGCAGAGGGCAGCAGUUCUGCCAAGAAGCUGAGGGUUCAGUCUGAGGAGAAAGAGUUUCCCAUUGAGGUGUCACGUGACAUGAACCCAGAGGUCAGUGGUCCCACGGCGGAGGGAGGUGGUGAUGGGGGGGAUCAUGGGACAGAGCAGAAACGCCAGCAGUUGCUGAGCAGAAUUGCUCCAGGUGAGAACAGAACUACAUUCACAACCCCCACAGACCCUCCACCACUACAGCCAGACCACCCAAAGCCCACUGUGGCGGCCUCUACCCUGGCCAAACUCUCCAGGUUCUCCUUCACAACCACAAAGGACAAGGAAGUUACAAACCUAAUAACAACUCUUACAUCAGGUGCUCAGGUUACCUCGUCCAUAGAGCUUAAAGCAGGGCAGCAGGACACAUGGACACAAGCUAUCACCAGCAUACAGCAGAGGACAGGGAUGCAAGCUAAAGCCUCUACAGAGGAUAGGACUGAGGCAAGAGUUAGUGGAGACAAAGACUUCCAGACAUUUAACAGUAAGGGCCAAAACCCUGCUAUAGAUUCUGCUGUUAACCCUAAAAAGAGAAAGUGUUUUGAGCUGGGCUCUAAAGGCCUCUUCUCUGGCCUGUCUAUGUUCAGCUCCUCCAACUUUGAUGAAGAUGAUCUGAGUGUAGACUGGGAUGAUGAGUCGGGGAAAAAAACGAAAAUGUAACAGUGAAACAAUGUUUGAAACGAUGUAAUGUACUGAAUAUUAUUUGUGACUUCUCACCGUGUGUGUGCAUGCGUGUUUGUUGUUGUAUGGUCAAGAAUUGGUAUAAAUUUGCAGAUCAGUGUUUGAUCAUGAGAUUCACUAUUGACUUGAUGUCAUGCUGUUGUAUAUUGAACACACAUUAUGCCAUAGAAACAAUCUUGUAAAUCUGUUUCUUCUCUAAAUGAAACCUCUUUUACAAAGCC